AUGGCUCCAGGCGUCAUUAUUGAAGAUGAUCGUGGGGUGGAGGCGAUGCUCGAGCACUGGAGGCUCGUCUCAAUCUCGCAGCCGAACUUCGAGAUCAAGGUGGUUCGCCUGGAGAAUGGGCCCGAUAGCUCCAUCAUAGCCACGACCAAGAUCAACAUCAUCAUGUGCAAGAGCAUGCUGCAGCACACAUUCCCGAAUCUGGACAAGUUCGAAAGAGGGAGGCGACUGGCAGCGAAGCUUCUGGGUCAGCCAUUCGAGAUCAACGGCUCCAUUCAGUUCAAUUGGGAUAAUGAGAAGAGCUGCAUGCUGAGCCUACAGCACAAGUCGGACGUGAUGAUGCCAAUCAUCCGCUUCCUAGGCGACCUGGACGACGUGGCUUUCAUCUUCGACCAGCAGUACUCAAGGCUACUAGCCAGGCGGUUGCUGGCCCCAUCGGCUUGA
Phytophthora sojae is the source of this 441-nucleotide messenger RNA. RefSeq lists its product as hypothetical. The record is from RefSeq and is a predicted model, not a curated record. Lineage: Eukaryota; Oomycota; Peronosporomycetes; Peronosporales; Peronosporaceae. The transcript has a single exon. Bases 1 to 441 code for a protein of 146 amino acids.